CUCGAGUCUUGAUCUAGGUACUGCUCAGUCAUGCGGACUGCGCCCUCUACUAAGUUUUAGGGGUCACGACUCACACAGUACACUGCAGCCUCCUUUCCUGAUGCCAAGUUGGAAGUGUUGAUAGCGAUUGGGGCAGACCUCUGUCGGCGCUUGCAGAAGAAGGCGCCGUUUCUGGAGGACGGCACCUGACAGGGAGGGCUUACAGGAAGAGUUGGGAAAAUUGUCACAAAGUUUUAGGUUUUGUAGCCGAGGAGACGCGGCUGUGACAGUUUGUUUUCACCUUGUGCUGGGCAGGCCUUUUUGAAGAUCAGAGAUGGCGGGAGCAGUAAAGCCACUUGCUUCGCCACAGCUUUCAGAGGCGGGCCAGGUUAUGGAUGAUGAGGACCCUUUCAUCAUCCCCCCGAAACCCCCUGUCGACGCACUACGAAAAUGGCGGAGUGCCACGCUGGCGUUGAAUGCAUCAAGGCGCUUCCGGUACACCGCAAACUUGAAUCGGGUUGAGGAGAGGAGACUGCAGCGCCUGGGCCGUUUCAAAACAGCAGGACAUGUUGCCAUGGCUGCGGCCCGCUUCAAGAACUCCACUUUGAAGAAGACACAGGAAGUUGCGGUGCCGGCAGAUUAUACUGCGGAGGAGCUCUCGGACCUUGUUGCAGCAGGAGACGCGUCAGUUCUUCCUCAACUGGGAGGGGUUCAAGGAAUUUGCCAGACCUUGAAGACUGAUCCUGAAGACGGCAUUUCUGGAACUCCAGAGGAUGUCGCGGCCCGCCAAGAGAAGUUUGGAACCAACACUCAUCCAGAGAAGCCGCGAAAGCCUUUUUGGCGUUUUGUUUGGGAGGCUUGCCAGGACACGACUUUGAUCAUCCUAGCAAUCUGUGCUGUUGUUUCCUUGGCGGUGGAGAUGAAUACACAGGGAACGAAAACUGGGUGGUACGACGGUGCAGGCAUUGGUUUUGCCGUCACCCUUUGUGUUUUUGUCACAGCUAUCAGUGAUUGGAGGCAGUCCCUGCAGUUUGCGAACUUGAAUAAAGAGAAGGGCAAGAUCUACAUAAAUGUCGUUCGUGGCGGCAAGCGGGAGAAGGUGCUCAUCUUUGACUUGGUCGUGGGGGACAUCAUUUUCCUCAACAUCGGGGACCAGGUUCCAGGAGAUGGUAUCUUCGUCCAGGGUCACCAGCUGACCAUUGAUGAGUCCAGCAUGACGGGGGAAAGCCAGCCAAUGCACAAGAACGAGCAGAAGCCGUUCAUGAUGGCGGGAACCAAGGUUUCUGAUGGGAUGGGCACCAUGGUGCUCACGGGAGUGGGUAUGCACACCGAGUGGGGCAAGGUGAUGGCGACCCUGAGCGAGGAUGUCGAUGAGGAGACGCCGCUGCAAGUGCGGUUGAACGGAGCUGCCACCGCCAUCGGAAAGAUGGGUCUGCUGGUCGCCGUGUUCACCUUCAUCGUGUUGAUGAUCAGGUUCUUUGCCACCGUCGACUAUGGCCAUUUUGGAGGCGAGGAGGGCAAUCGGAUUGUCGAAUACUUCUCCAUUGCUGUUACCAUCGUGGUGGUGGCCGUGCCAGAAGGGCUGCCCUUGGCUGUUACUCUCACUUUGGCAUACUCCAUGCGCAAGAUGAUGAACGACAAGGCGCUUGUGCGGCAUCUAGCCGCGUGCGAGACGAUGGGCUCUGCCACGACUAUUUGCAGUGACAAGACGGGCACGCUAACUCUCAACCAGAUGUCGGUGGUAGCGUCCUGGAUUUGCGGCUCCCUUAAGGAGCCCGACACCCUGGCGACUGCCCUCCAAGAUGACGCUCUCGGCUUGCUCAAAGAGAGUGUCUUUAACAACACCAACGGGAGCGUGUUCGUGCCCAAGGACGGUGGCGCUCCCGAGGUUUCUGGGAGCCCCACCGAGGCUGCAGUGCUAACUUUCGGAGUGAAGCUCGGAGGCAACUUCGAAGAGACCAAGGCCCUGGCUUCCGUCAUCGCUAUUGAGCCCUUCAACUCGGCCAAGAAGAGAAUGGGCGUCGCUGUCAAGAGAAAGGACGGCUCCGUCCGCGUGCAUUGGAAGGGCGCCUCUGAGAUCGUCCUGGGGCUCUGCACGUCUUUCCUCGACUCCGACAACCAGGUGCACGCCCUGACCCCGGAGAAGGUGCAAGAGCUGCAGGGCGAGAUCCAAAGGAUGGCAGAGGGCAGCCUGCGCACGCUGUGCCUGGCAUACAAAGAACUAGACCCGGCAUCUAUCCCUGCCGGGAGCCUCGAGGAGUGGCCCGUUCCGGAGGAGGGCCUGACAUGCAUGGCAAUCGUGGGGAUCAAGGACCCGUGCCGCCCGGGAGUUCCGGAGGCGGUGGCCCUGUGCCAGCGCGCUGGUGUGAUGGUGCGCAUGGUGACGGGCGACAACGUGGUGACGGCCAAGGCCAUCGCCAAGGAGUGCGGGAUCCUGACGGAGGGAGGUGUCGCCAUUGAGGGCAAGGACUUCCGGGUCAUGAGCAUAGAGGAGCAGGAGAAACUCCUGCCCAGGCUGCAGGUGAUGGCCCGCUCCUCCCCCACCGACAAGCACAUGCUGGUGAAGCGGCUGCGAGCGAUGGGCAACGUCGUCGGUGUGACGGGCGACGGCACCAACGACGCGCCCGCACUGCAUGAGGCCGACAUCGGGCUGUCCAUGGGGAUUGCCGGGACGGAGGUCGCCAAGGAGAGCUCCGACAUUAUCAUUCUGGAUGACAAUUUUGCGUCCAUCGUCAAGGUCAUCCGCUGGGGCCGCUCCGUGUACGUCAACAUCCAGAAGUUCAUCCAGUUCCAGCUGACCGUCAACGUGGUCGCGCUCUCCAUCAACUUCGUCUCGGCGCUCGCCAGCGGCAACGUCCCGCUGACCGCCGUCCAGCUGCUGUGGGUCAACCUGAUCAUGGACACUUUGGGCGCGCUGGCACUCGCCACCGAACCCCCCACCGACGACCUCCUGCUGCGCCCCCCCGUCGGACGCACCGCCCCGCUCAUCACCAACUUCAUGUUCCGCAACAUCGCGGGCCAGGCGGUCUACCAACUCAUCGUCCUGUUCACGUUGCAGUUUGGAGGCAAAAGCAUCUUCGGUUUCUCGGACGCGGGCUACCCGCCACCGAGGGUUGGAAAAGAGACGCACUCCACGCUCCUCAACGGCACCAUGAUCUUCAACGCCUUCGUCUUCUGCCAAAUUUUCAACGAAAUCAGCUCUCGCAAGCCUGAACAGGUCAACUGCUUCGAGGGAUUUUUCAAGAACAAGAUGUUUGUGGGCAUCAUCUUCAUCACGAUCGGGCUGCAGAUCAUCAUCGUCGAGUUCCUCGGGGAUUUCGCCACCACCACCCCCCUCAAUUGGUGGCAGUGGAUCGUGUGCGUGAUCAUCGGGCUGGUUGGCAUGCCCAUUGCCGCGCUCGUGAAGCUGCUCCCUGUGCCCAACAAACCGUUCCCCGAGACGCGCUACUUCAGGUGGCUGACCAAGAUCCUGAUCAGCCGGAAGAAGCGGAAGGCGCACGCGGAACUCAAGGCGAAAGCUGCCGGCCAUAAUGGUAGCGCAGAGGCGGAAGGAGCUGCAAUCGAAUUGGCUCAGGCUGGUGAAACCCCAGCUGGUGUUGCCUCGGGGCAUUUACCGGUGGCAAAUGGUAACGGCGAGUAUGCGAACGGUAAAAGCGAGAUUAAGGCCGGGAAAGUGGUUUGAGAACGGUAAAAGCGAGAUUAAGGCCGGGAAAGUGGUUUGAUUAAUGCUGGAUCAGACGAGAUGCUUUGCCUUUGUUGCAUUUGUGGUCAUUAGUAAGAGAAGUGGUGAUUACCUGAUUGCUCAAGUAGAUUUUAUAGGUUAGAGUCGUGCUAAGCAUAGACUGCAGUUGUUUCGACCGAAGCCAAUACGCAUCGGUAUCGUUUACAUAACGACCAGAACGUUUGCACGGCUCAACGGUAUGCUAAAACUUAAUUACACGUUCGUCUGAGACUAUUCUACCAAGGCAGAACAGAGUUUGUUUUCCUCCGGAAUUGUGUUAUAAGUGCUAUCCGUCAUGCGAAU
This is a messenger RNA of Klebsormidium nitens, 4003 nucleotides long. The record is from the annotation of a GenBank genome assembly. NCBI's taxonomy places the organism in Eukaryota, Viridiplantae, Streptophyta, Klebsormidiophyceae, Klebsormidiales, Klebsormidiaceae.